This is a messenger RNA of Lycium barbarum (goji berry), 3785 nucleotides long. Its product is annotated as probable LRR receptor-like serine/threonine-protein kinase At3g47570. Gene Ontology annotation, biological process: protein phosphorylation. Gene Ontology annotation, molecular function: protein kinase activity; ATP binding. Lineage: Eukaryota; Viridiplantae; Streptophyta; Magnoliopsida; Solanales; Solanaceae. Bases 2326 to 3387 code for a protein of 353 amino acids. The transcript has 6 exons. The record is from RefSeq and is a predicted model, not a curated record.
UCCAUACCCGACGAGAUCUUCAAUAUCUCUGUACUUCAAUGAAAUAACCUUUCGGGUUGUCUUCCAUCUGCUUCAAUUAGAGCUUUUGAAUCUAAAGCUCAAUCUCCACAAAACAACAUUGGUGGAGUUAUACCCAGCUCAAUCUCCAAUUUCUCAAAUCUAAAGGGAUUAUAUCUCGGUGAUAACAAAUUCAGCGGCCCCAUUCCUAACUCGUUGGGGGAUUUGAGACAGCUUGAAGUUCUGGGUUUGUUCAAGAAUAACGUAUGGUCUUUAACAUAUAUAGCAUUAGGGGAUAAUCCUCUGAAUGGUGUUCUUCCAGAUUCCAUUGGUAAUCUCUCCACUUCUCUUAAACGGUUUUAUUUAUAUCAUUGUGAAAUUAGGGGACAGAUACCGUUAGGAAUUGGGAAUUUAAGUAACUUAAUCACUUUGUCCCUAUUCGGCAAUGAAUUGACGAGAUCAGUGCCAAGAACAUUAUGUAAUUUACACAAUUUUCAACGUUUAGGGCUUUUUGAUAAUAGGUUAAGUGGACCCUUGCCGGAGUGCCUUUGCAAAUUGCCGGAGUUGGGAGCAGUUGGUUUGUCAUAUAAUCAAAUUUCGGGUUAGAUACCGUAUUGCAUCGGUAGCAUUACCUCUUUGAGAUAUAUUUAUCUAAAUUCAAUAUGAUCCAAAGAUUAGACAUAAUGAUCGAUGUUGCAUCUGCUUUGGAAUACCUCCAUCAUGGUUAUGUGACAAUUGUUGUACAUAGUGCCUUGAAGCCUAGCAAUGACUUGCUAGAUGAAAGGCUGGUUGGACAUGUGAGUGACUUUGGCCUGGCGAAGUUAUUAGGAGAAGGGGAAUCUAUUGCUCAUACUAAAACACUUGCAACGAUGGGCUACAUCGCACCAGAGUAUGGAUCAGUAGGAUUAGUUUCUAGAAGAUGUGAUGUGUACAGCUAUGGCAUGCUCAUGGAGACUUUCACAAGAAAAAUGCCAUAUGAUGAAAUGUUCAAAGAAAAUUUGAGCAUGAGGAGUUGGGAUCUGUAAUUCACUACUUGCAGCACCAGAGGAGAUUAUUGAUGUCACAUUAGUGGAACCAGAAGAGACUGAUUUUCAGAAAAAGUUGCAUUGUGUGUCCUGUAUUUUGGAGUUGGCAUUGCAUUGUACAACUGAAUCUCCCAAUGAAAGAUUCAACAUGAAAGAAGUCCUGGCAACUAUCAAGAAGAUUAAACUGGACUUCCUUCGCAAAUGAUGUAGCAAGGUUCACGUGAUGGUGUUAUACUCGGAGAGAUCGGGAACCUUCACAAAUUGGAAAGGCUUUAUUUGCACUAUAACAAAUUCAGUGGCCCGAUUCCAAACUCAUUAGGGGAUUUGAGGCAACUUGAAUAUUUGAGAUUGUCCAACAAUAAUUUAACAGGUAGUCUUCCAUCUGCUCCAGGCUACUGGCCAACAAAUCUAGGGUUUUUGCAUCUGGGUGUAAACAAUAUAGUUGGAGUCAUACGCAGCUCAAUCUCCAAUUCCUCAAAUCUAAAGGGAUUAUAUCUCAAUGAUUACAAACUCAGUGGCCCGAUACCUAACUCAUUGGGAGAUCUGAGACAACUUGAAAAUCUGCAGUUGUUCAAUAAUAACUUAUCAUCUCUGCAUCUGAGUAUCUUAAUUUCAUUGGUGAACUACAGAUCUUUGAGAGUUAUAGUAUUAGUGGGAAUGACUUGACUGGAGCAAUGCCAAGAACGUUGGGUAAUUUACACAACCUUCAAAGUUUAGAACUUUCUAGGUUAAGUGGAACCUUGCCAGAGUGCCUUUGCAAAUUGAUGGAGUUGGUCUUCGUUCUUUUGUCUUGUAAUCAAAUUUUGGGUUAGAUACCGUAUUGCAUCAGUAACGUUACCUCUUUGAGAAAGAUUCAUCUAAAUUCAAAUAAUCUCACUAACAUAACCAUGAGUCUAUUGAGCCUCAAAGAUCUUUCGGAGCUUAACUUGUAAAAUAAUUCUUUGGUUGGUUUUAUAUUUGCUAGUUUUGGAAAGUUGAAUGCCAUAACAUUCAUAGUUCUGUCAAGGAAUCACCUUUCAGGAAGUAUUCCCUCCAAAGUUGGAGACUUGCAGAAUCUACUUUUUCUUUCUUUGGCUUAUAAUGAGUUACAAGGAUCUAUUCCGGAGUCACUUGGGAAAAUGAUAAGUUUGGAAUUGGUGAAUCUAUCCAAUAACAUUCUUUCAGGUACGGUUCCAAAAUCAUUAGAGGCACUUCAAUAUCUGAAGUAUUUCGGUGUAUCAUUCAAUAGAUUAGAAGGUGAAAUCCCAAGUAAAGGACCUUUUCUUAAUUUCACCUCUCAAUCUUUUAUGGGAAAUGAAGAGUUAUGCGGCGAUUUUCUUUCCGGCCUUGUAUGACUAGGUCAUUUCAUCAGUCAAGAAGAAGCAAAUUGCUACUGAUUAUACUUGUCCCAUUAGGAGCUUCACUGAUGGUUCUUGCUUCAAUAGUUGUGUUUAUGUUAAGGAGACGUGGGAACAGAAACGUUCCAACUCAAGCCGAAUCCUUACCUGCAAGAACAACAUUAGCAAGGAUUUCAUACAUUGAAGUUGAAAGGGCAACUCAAGGGUUCGACCAAUGCAACUUGCUAGGCUUUGGAGGUUAUGGCUCUGUUUACAAGGGAAUCUUUGCAAAUGGGAUGGUCUUGGCAAUCAAAGUGUUUAAUUUACAGAUUGAAGGUGCAUUCAAGAGUUUUGAUUCUGAAUGUGAAGUUUUACGGAACCUUUGCCAUAGGAAUCUUACCAAAGUUAUCACCAGUUGUACUAACUUGGAUUUUAAAGCUUUACUUCUAGAGUACAUGCCCAAUGGAAGCCUUGAGCAGUGGUUACAUUCUGAUGGUUACUUCUUGAAUAUGAUCCAAAGAUUAGACAUAAUGAUCGAUGUUGCAUCUGCUUUGGAAUAUCUCUAUCAUGGUUAUGCCACAGUCGCUGUACAUAGUGACUUGAAGCCUAGCAACGUCUUGCUAGACGAAAGGCUGAUUGGACAUGUGAGUGACUUUGGCCUGGCCAAGUUAUUGGGAGAAGGGGAAUCUAUUGCUCAUACUAAAACACUUGCUACAGUGGGCUACAUUUCACCAGAUACCAAACUUAUCAUUUUCCCGAGUGACUCUGGAAUUGAUCAUUGCAACUCAUUAGCCAGGAUUUCAUACAUUGAAGUUGAAAGGGCAACUCAAGGGUUCGACCAAUGCAACUUGCUAGGUUGUGGAGGUUAUGGCUCUGUUUACAAGGGCAUCUUUGAAAAUGGGAUGGUUUGGGCAAUCAAAGUGUUUAAUUUACAGAUUGAAGAUGCAUUCAAGAGUUUUGAUUCCGAAUGCGAAGUUUUAUGCAACCUUCGCGAUAAGAAUCUUAUCAAAGUUAUCACCAGUUGUACUAACUUGGAUUUUAAAGCUUAACUUUUGGAGUACAUGCCCAAUGGAAGCCUGGAGCAGUGGUUACAUUCUGAUGGUUACUUCUUGAAUAUGAUCCAAAGAUUAAACAUAAUGAUCGAUGUUGCAUUUGCUUUGGAAUAUCUCCAUCAUGGUUAUGUAACAGUUGUUGUACAUAGUGACCUGAAGCCUAGCAAUGUCUUUCUAGAUGUAAGGCUGGUUGGACAUGUGAGUGACUUUGGCCUGGCGAAGUUAUUAGGAGAAGGGGAAUCUAUUGCUCAUACUAAAACACUUGCAACGAUGGGCUACAUCGCACCAGUUAACUUUCUUUUUGGUUUUUUAUUAUGGAAUAUAAAGUGUUAUUGUACAUCAAAUGGUAUUUAUGUGAGUGUUGAUGUAAUAAAUCACAGAUUUUGCAUGAAAAA